CUUCUUUAGUCAAUCAAACGCAUCAGUUAUUAAGCGGAAGUUGUCGUCAGUGAAAAUUUGUGCCGGUUUUGUUUCACAUUUUGAUCAUUUACUUCCACAAAUCAUGGGGAUGAUGGACUUUGACUUUCUUGACGAUGUACGUCGAAUGAAUAAAAGACAGCUGUACUACCAGGUGCUCAACUUUGGCAUGAUAGUCUCCUCUGCUUUGAUGAUCUGGAAAGGACUGAUGGUGGUCACUGGCAGUGAAAGUCCUAUAGUCGUUGUUCUCAGUGGGAGCAUGGAGCCAGCCUUCUAUCGUGGUGACCUGCUAUUCCUGACCAACUACCGCGAGGAGCCUAUCCGUGUAGGGGAGAUUGUUGUGUUCAAGAUAGAGGGACGGGAGAUACCCAUAGUUCAUCGAGUGCUCAAAGUGCAUGAAAAGGAGAAUGGUACAGUAAAAUUUCUAACCAAGGGAGACAACAACUCUGUGGAUGAUCGAGGGUUGUAUGCCCCUGGCCAGCUGUGGUUGGAAAAGAAGGAAGUUGUGGGCCGUGCUAGAGGAUUUGUUCCUUAUGUGGGGAUAGUUACAAUUCUUAUGAAUGAUUAUCCAAAAUUUAAGUAUGCAAUAUUGGCCUGUCUGGGACUCUUCGUGUUGAUACAUCGAGAGUAGCUGAAGAGGGUCAUCAUAGAAACACUUUUUAAAUUUUCAAAAGCAUGAAAGAAAAAAAUGGAGUGUGAACAGCGUGUGUGUCCCUUUUUGAAUCAGAUAUAUUAACAAAAUUGUCAGCAAUUUUUACAUGUAAUGGAUAUAUAUCAUGUUAACCCUUUCAGAGCUGGAACUGAAUUUUAAAGGCCUUUGCAAACAGUUUGGAUCCAGAUGAGACACCACAGAACGUGGCGUCUCAUCAGGAUCCAAACUGUUUGCGAUUCUGAUAGUAUUCUUUGAAAAAAAAUCUAAGAAAAUGCUAAUUUUAGAAAUUUAGCAGACAACAUUUUAGCAGACGACAAAUUUCCCAGCAUGCAAAGGGUUAACUGUUUUGAGCCUUAUUACACUAUUCAAAAGCAUUAAAGAAAAAUGGAGUUUGUGAUGUAUGUGUAAUGUCUGCAAUUUAAUUCUGAUAAUGAGAACUUUAUGUAAUUUUUCUUAAAGGUCAUCAUAAAACACAAUUUUAAAAGCAUGCAUGUAAAAGGAAAUUUGGAUGAAAAGUAUGUGUUUAGUUUUAAGUCUGAUGUCAACCUUUAUUUUAAACGAUUUCUGACCCAAAAGUGCUUUAAAUCAGCAAUACGUGUAGUUAUUUCAUAAAUCAUGUACAUGGAGAAUUACCCAAAUAAUGUAAAUUUUACCGUGUUUUUAACAGCGUUCCUAAUUUCGUCUACUUCAUUUCAGUAUUCAAGAUGAAAAUUUUGGUUAUAAACUUCUUUUUUUGUCCAUACUUUCAUAAGGACAGAUAUUUCUGACAGUCCUUGUAAAUGAUUUGUGUUUCAAUAUUUGAUUUAAUGCUCAUUUGGUGAUCACAAUAUUUUCCAACUGUAUCAUGGUGCUCAUUUUAUUAAAGCUAACACUAGUCAUUUAGGGCAGUUUCUGAGCACUGAUAUUAUCAGCCAUUGUUUUGUUGGGGGAGAGCCGGAGUGGUUAUUGUUGAGAAAAAAUGAAUGGUCGCGUUUACUUCUUACUUCUAAUUUGUUUUCGCAUUUGUUAUCAUCACAUUUCGAUUUGUUAUCGAUUUGAAUAAUAUGUCCUCAAUUUGGAUAGCAUAAAUGUAAGCCAUGCCUCUUUGUCAUUAUGAGUGUCUUUAUUUAAAUGUUGUAUUCAUUUUAUUUAACUUUCAUGUAAAUAAUCAAAUAUGCUUUAUGUAAGUUUGUUGUUAGCGAGUAUAUUAAUAUCAUACACUACAUACGACUUUUGAUAGUAUUGUCACACAUUUUGUUUCUGUUACCUUAUAAUAUAAAUAUUUACAAACAUAAAUAUGUUUAGAAAAACAAUACGAGAUUUGAAUUUGGCAAUUACUUUUUUAAGACUGCAUGUAUUGCCAGGUAUUGAAUUAAUUCAUGAUGUCACAUGUAUAAUGUGUUUAUUUGUACAUACAUAUAUUGCAUGCUACAUUGAAGUGUUUUCUUCCUAAUUAUUUAUGAUCCAGAUCUGUAUGUACCCGGUUUGCAUUUUACAUUUACAUCAUCUGUAAAAAGGAGAGAAUAAUUUGCUUACUUGGUACGUAAUAUUUUGUGUUGUCAAUAAAACCUAUUGAUUAUCACUGAUGACCUCACCAUACAUUUUUUUCUAAUGUAUACAUUUUGAUGCAAUUACUUAAUAUAAAAAAGUAAGUAUAUGGUUUCUUGAAAGUAUAAAAACAUUUGCUCAAAUCUCGAAAUGUUACAUUUUCCAAUUAACUGUCAAAUGUAACUUGUAUGUUAAACGCUGAAUAUAAGUAAUAAUGCAUUGGAUAUAUUAAAUUGUAAAGGAUGAAGUAUUUUUUUAUUUUCAAGAAUUGGAGCUUAAAAUAUGAUUGAAAAUAAUUCAUGUUCUUGACACUCGUGCAAUAAUGAGGCAAGACUUGCCUUUACCACCACUGAAAUAUUGGAACUAACAGAAGAAAAUUCAUGGGGCAUGGCAAACAUGUGUCUUCUAAGUGAAUGUUAGUGUAUAUUGUCAAUUUCAUGAAUCAUACCAUACCAUACCAUAAAAUCACGAAGUCACUUGAAAUGAAAUAAAAAUUGGUGUACAGUAAAA
Molecule: messenger RNA, 2707 nt
Organism: Dreissena polymorpha
Lineage: Eukaryota; Metazoa; Mollusca; Bivalvia; Myida; Dreissenidae
Product: signal peptidase complex catalytic subunit SEC11A
Exons: 6
Coding region: 104-649 (181 amino acids)
Cellular component (GO): signal peptidase complex; membrane
Molecular function (GO): serine-type endopeptidase activity
Source: RefSeq, a predicted model, not a curated record